AAACUCUAUCCAAGUGACCCACAAUCAACUGAGCAACCCAGAAUAGGUCAGGAGGAGGAGGAACUCUGCCAAAAACAAAAAUCUAUGGCGGCAAAAUAAGCAAAAACAGCCCGAGAGAGACGAAGAAGAGUUCGAAAACACACGUUACAAAGGUUGUGUUGUUCAGUUAAUCAGACUGUGUUAUUAGGAGUUCCGGUGUUUAUUGAUUUUUGGUAUGUUUGAAAAAGUUGUACUUCUAAACUAUAAUAAUGUCUACUAAGAUUAAACUCCAUAAGAAAGUGAAACUUGGUACUGCUAGUUCAAAGAGCUCUAAGGAUGGUGGUGAAACCUUAGAUUUCAAGAAAAAGGGUUUUCGUGGAAAUAGAAAUGCUCAAUUUAGUAUGGAUGAUGUUGUUGUUGAUGUUCCUUACGGUGAUAAUAAGAGGUAUAAGAAAGAGAAUGGUGGAAGGAGCAAUGUAAGAUCAAAGAGACCUAAGGAUGAUGGUGAAACCCUGGAGUUCAAGAAGAAGGGUUUUCGUGGAAAUAAAAAUGCUCAAUUUAGUAUGGAGGAUUCUGUUGAUAUUCGUUACGGUGAUAAUAAGCUGUAUAGGAAAGAGAAUGGGGGAAGGAGCAAUGUAAGAUCGAAGACAAAUAGUAAAUCGGUUUAUGAGCGGAAAUUUGAUGGCGAUAGGGGGUUUAAACCGAUAAAUGAUGAUCGCAAAAGGAAGAGAGUCUAUGCUGAUCGUGAUAACAGCAAAAAUGUUGAGACACCCUCUAGAAAAGUUUUAUCUAAGAGGUGGAAUGAGCUCAAGGAUGGUCUUGCUAAACGAAAACGCACCACGAGAGGAAAAUCUCAUGAUUUUGAGCAACCUGAGAAGGUAAAAUUCUUGAAAGGUGAAAGAAAAUUUCGUGAAACCGAGUCACUUGAUAGCAAUGGUGGCAAGAAUUUGAGACUGAACGCUGUGGAUAAAAUGGAUCGUGGGGGAAAUAGUUUGAUGAAGACAGAUGCCAAAAAUAAAUUUGAGUCAAGGAAGCAAUUGGAGCAGAAUCAUGAUGGUCGUGCAGCUGAACCUCUUGGGAAGUUUGUGAAGAAAAAAGUUCAUGACAAGAAAAGUGUGGGUGAUGAUUUGGCAGGAAAUGUUGAUCGGCGAAAGAAAAGGAAGCCAGCAAUCCGGAUAGAUCCACAUGAUAUCUCAAAUAAGCGGUUAGACGAUGGAAUAGCCACCAUUGGACAUAACAUAGAGAAGAAAGAAGAUGAGGAGAAAAAUACAAGUGUUGAAAUGUCAAAGAAUGCAGAGUUUCGUGCCAUAAAACCUAGCCCUUCUAUACUUUUCUUUGUGGAAGAUAAUUUCUUGGGCCGUAGGCGUUUGAUUGAGUUACGAAGGGCAGGGUACAACACUGAGCUUUCUGCCCCUUUAGAUAACAUCCCCUCCUCUACAAGUGCAGAAAGAGAGCGAAUUGAAGAAUCGAUAUUUAGAAAUAAAAUGACAUUUUUUGCUGCUGCGAACGUUUCUUCAUCAUUCCUACCUCCAGAGCUUCCUGAGAUUGCAUUUGCAGGAAGGUCAAAUGUUGGAAAAUCAUCUUUACUAAAUUCACUUACCAGACAAUGGGGCGUUGUGCGGACAUCAGAUAAACCUGGCCUUACUCAGACUAUUAAUUUUUUCAAGCUUGGAUCAAAGCUCUGCUUAGUUGAUUUGCCUGGAUAUGGCUUCGCUUACGCAAAAGAAGAAGUCAAGGAAGCUUGGGAGGAGCUUGUAAAGGAGUAUGUCUCCACACGUGUUGGUCUAAAGCGAGUAUGCCUUCUUAUUGACACAAAAUGGGGUAUGAAGCCAAGGGACCAUGAGCUGAUUGAUUUGAUGGAAAGGUCUCAAACUAAAUACCAGAUUGUACUGACCAAGACAGAUUUGGUUUUUCCAAUUGAUGUGGCACGCCGUGCAAUGCAAAUUGAAGAGAACCUCAAGGCAAAGAAGUCUGCAGUUCAACCUGUGAUGAUGGUAAGCUCGAAAUCUGGAGCUGGCAUCCGAAGUUUAAGAACAGUGCUGGCUAAGAUUGCUCGCUUCGCUAAACCCUGAAAGAUUGUAGGCUGAAAUCGGAAUGGCCACAGUUAUGGGAACACUUAAUGGAGGCAAGAAAAAUUUUGGGAAUGAUUCGAGAAUAGGAUUUUUUUCUUAAAAACAGUAAAAAAAGGUAGAAGUGCAUGCAAGUGUAGUGAUGUCUAUUUCUUGUGCAUCAUAUGGGUUGUACUUGCUCAACUUUUAGUAAAUGUUGAAUUGAGUGCAAUAGCUAUAGCUCAGAUGUUUCUGUAUUAUGUUUCUUGGAUAUGAAUGCCAUAAAUUUUGAGCAUUAUUUGAAUUAUAUUUGAAGCAAAUUAUGCUGUAUCACGAGGUCGUGGGUAAAGGAGGUAAGAAAUUACAUAGGAAAUAGAGAGGUGAACUAUGAAAUCUCA
Molecule: messenger RNA, 2425 nt
Organism: Camellia sinensis
Lineage: Eukaryota; Viridiplantae; Streptophyta; Magnoliopsida; Ericales; Theaceae
Product: P-loop containing nucleoside triphosphate hydrolases superfamily protein
Molecular function (GO): GTP binding
Source: RefSeq, a predicted model, not a curated record